AUGGCGGAAUCACACUCCCACAACCCGUUUCUGGCCAAGGCGGCCCCGCCGCCCGCAAAGACCGGUCAUAGUGCGAUGGACGACUUGCUGGGCCUCGAUUUGACCACACCGAUGCCAGCCACAGCGCCAGCACCUGCCGCCCCUGACGCGUUCGGAUCGUCCCAUCACACCAUGACAGACUCGUACACCCCCUUCUCCUCCAGCAAUUUGCCUGGCGGGUUUGGCGAUGCUCGUCCUGUGAACCAGGCAUGGUCACAGUCCGUGGGAUCGCCUGUCAGCACAUCCAGUCCCCAACACCAUCACAAUCCCUUCUUGGACACCUCGGCCCGAUCCCCUGCGCCGACGUCGGCAAACCCUUAUGCCGCGUCUGAGCCUAUGCCUGAGUUGGGGACGACAACGCAUACAGGCGCCUCGCCCUCUAUGGCUUCUUCCACACAGCCUCUUUCGUACAUGUCGCCUUCCACCGCCUCGACGACGACGUCAACGACAACGACACACGUGCCUACCACGUCGACCUACAGUACUGUCACACCAGUUGAGUCGAAUGUGCCUAGCACAGUGCCUGCACACACGGGAUUGUCGUAUGCCAAGCCUGCGGCUCUCGGCGCCACCACAGGCGCCGCACUAGCCCCGCCGUCCCACGCUGGCGCCACCAAGGCGCAAGAACAGGCACAAAUCGACGCAGAUGCUCAGCUCGCCCAGUCGUUGGCCUCGGCGAACGUGCAUGAUGAUACACAAUGGGCGCUGAAGGACAUUGUGUGGCGCGGGACGGAGACGAAGAUCAUUAUGCAGAACGAGAAUGGGCCAUGUUCACUCAUUGCAUUGUGCAAUUUGCUCCUCUUGGAGAAGCAGCUGCACAUUACACCGCCUGACCGCCCAGCGGUGUCAUAUGCCUACCUUUCUGAUCUGCUUACGGACUAUAUCAUGGAGUGCAGCAACGGCGCCUUGGAUCCUUCGGCUUUGAGUCUGGUGCUCAGCACGCUGCCGAAGAUGCUCAAGGGAUUCCAAGUGGACGUGUUUUUCGAUGCGCCUGACAAAUUUGGCUCCGAUACGGGCGCUGCCUCUUCGGGCGAGUUGACCUUGUUCCGUGUGGCUCGUGUACCGCUCUUACAUGGCUGGAUCGCCGAUCCGACAGAUUCGUCAACGUAUGCUGCGCUUACGCAGGUCGGCAGCUACAACAAUGCGACGAUGCUCCUGUCGCAGAAUAUGGCGGGUAUGAACACAGGUUCGUUGCCGCAGCUCGUGCGUACAUUCUUGGAGCAGUACAAGACACAGCUCACACCGGCCGGUGUUGUCGCCCUGAAGCGAAUUCUCGCACCUGGUCAGUUGGCUGUACUGUUCCGCAACUCGCAUCUCUCGGUGCUGUACCACCGUCGAGCGGACGAAGGCAGUAUGUCGACGCCAUCCCUGUUCACGUUGGUCUCUGAUUCCAUCUUUUUGAUGGAGGACAAGAUUGUGUGGGAAAGUUUGGAAGACACCACCGGACAAGAGACGCGGUACUUUGAUGGCCAGUUCCAGCAGGUCAUCCGCUCCGAGGCAGAAUGGGCCCGGAUGGUAGAUCAAAGCAAUGUGGCGAAUAGUACCGAGUCUGACGACUAUGCUCUCGCGCUACGCUUGCAAAAUGAAGAGCGGCAACGUGCGGCAGCACGUCGUGCACGUCGUGGACAUACUGCAAGUCCCUUGGUCAAUGUGCCAGACUCUUCCAGUUUGGCGCGGUUCCAGACGGAGCCUUCUUCAUCCCAAACUUCCUCAUCCAACGGCCGUGUCCCAGGUAUGAAUGGGAUCAAGAAGAUGAUGUCCAAGUUACGACCAAAUGCUGGCAAGUAA
This is a messenger RNA of Malassezia pachydermatis, 1827 nucleotides long. RefSeq lists its product as hypothetical. Gene Ontology annotation, cellular component: cytosol; cell periphery. The transcript has a single exon. Lineage: Eukaryota; Fungi; Basidiomycota; Malasseziomycetes; Malasseziales; Malasseziaceae. Gene Ontology annotation, biological process: protein K48-linked deubiquitination. Gene Ontology annotation, molecular function: cysteine-type deubiquitinase activity; K48-linked deubiquitinase activity; cysteine-type carboxypeptidase activity. The record is from RefSeq and is a predicted model, not a curated record. The coding region runs from base 1 to 1827 and encodes 608 amino acids.